AUGGGGGGAGCCCUGCGGCGCUGGGUGCAGGCGCUGUGCGUGCUGCAGUGGAUGCUCACCUUCCUCUUCCUCGGCCCCGGGUCCGUGGUUUUGCUGCUGCUGCUGCUGCGGACCCGGCUCUGGCUCCUGCCCGUCAUCUACGGGGGGUGGUGGCUGUGGGACUGGCACGGCCCCGAGAGAGGUCCCCGUCACUGCGAUUGGGUCCGAAACUGGAAGAUUUGGGACCAUUUUUGUGACUAUUUCCCCAUCAAGGUUAUCCGCUCGGCCCCCCUGCCCCCCGGCCGCAGUUACCUCCUGGCCGCCCACCCCCACGGCAUCGCCUGCAUCGGGGUCUUCGGGGCGUUCGUCACGGGGGGGCGGGGAGCCGGGGGGACCCCCAAACCUGGAGGUGGGGAGAUGGGGGGGCCCUGCCCCGGGCUGCGCCCCACCCUGGCCGCCCUGGCCGGCCUCUUCCACCUCCCCAUCUACCGGGAGUACGCCCUGGCUGCUGGGCUGUGCCCGGUGAGCCAGCGCUGCCUGGAGCGGGUGCUGGGGCGGCAGGAUCAGGCCCUGGUGAUCAUGGUGGGGGGCGCGGCCGAGGCUCUGGAGGGGACCCCGGGGUGUCACCGCGUCACCCUGCGCCACCGGAGGGGCUUCGUGCGGCUGGCGCUGCGCCACGGCACCCCCCUGGUUCCCGUGUACGUUUUUGGGGAGCAGGACACGUUCCAGCAGCCCCCCCUCCCCGAGGGCUCCUGGCUCCGGCGCCUGCAGCGGGGGGUGAAGGCGCUUUUGGGGUUCGCCCCCUGCUUCUUCUGGGGGAGGGGGGGGCUCCCCUUCCUGCCCUUCUCCGUGCCCCUCACCGUGGUGGUGGGUGCCCCCCUGGAGGUGCCCCGCCUGCCCCAGCCCUCCCCGCAGGAUGUGGCCCGGUACCACCAGCUCUACGUGCAGCGGCUCCAGCAGCUCUUCGAGGAGCACAAGGAGGCCUGCGGGGUGGCACCCAGCACCCACCUCACCAUCGUCUGA
This is a messenger RNA of Grus americana (Whooping crane), 1002 nucleotides long. RefSeq names its product 2-acylglycerol O-acyltransferase 3-like. Gene Ontology annotation, molecular function: diacylglycerol O-acyltransferase activity. Lineage: Eukaryota; Metazoa; Chordata; Aves; Gruiformes; Gruidae. Gene Ontology annotation, cellular component: endoplasmic reticulum membrane. The transcript is spliced from 7 exons. Gene Ontology annotation, biological process: triglyceride biosynthetic process. Bases 1 to 1002 code for a protein of 333 amino acids. The record is from RefSeq and is a predicted model, not a curated record.